UCGUUAGCGAGUAUACUUAGACGCAUGUCGCACGUUAUCUCGCUGAGCUGUAGAUAAGUGAUUAGUCAUCGCUGGAUCGCUGGUGGCUAUGGUUUAGUCAUUGGCCGAACGCCCAGCUUUCGCCACGCGCUCUUCAUUUAUUGUUACUAUCGGAUCGUUUGGUGUUGCUCCCGUAAUUAUGACGAGAUUACGCGAGCUUCGCCAGGCUAGGGAGAGUCUGCCGCUACGCGGAAAUUUAGGAAGCAACGCUAGUUUAGACAGGUUUUCCGAGCGUAGUCUACACGGUUUAAAUUUGAAAGAACGAAGCUGCAGGAACAUGUGCAACGAUUGUAUGGCCAGAGUGCCGUAUGCAACUCUCAUUGCAACCAUUAUGUGCUGCGUGGGAGUUGGAAUCUUCUGUGGAACUAUGUAUAGAGGUGCACUGCUGUGUUCUCUCAUGAUGGAUCAGGUGUUUCAUUUGCGUCUUGGAUGGUUGGGAACAGUGCAGCUGGUGUUUGCAUCAAUUGGUGCUUGUAUGGCAGCUUUAGGAUUUAUGAUUUUGUGUGUCGGUUGUCUUGCAACUGGUGCUACAAGGCACAAAGUUUACCGUGCAUGGAGAUCCCGAGUGGGUGGACGUAUCUCCUGUGCUGUUUUUAUGACUAUCAUCUACAUCCUGCAAAUAGCUUGGCUUUUGAUAUUUGCAUUCCUGGUUAUUACCACACUAAUAUUCACCAUAUUUUGGAAUUUGUGCAGCAAUACGUGUCCAAUCUCUUGAGUCCAAUCUCUUGACGACUGCAUUGAUUUUACUCAAUUUGGCUUCAUGUUUCCAAACAACACACGAAUAGAGGAUAUGAAAGUAUGCGGACCCCAGGAAGUCAAGCUCUUUUGUAAGGAUUUCGUGGAAAAGGCCGAGGUGAUGUUCAUUUUGGCGACCGCGGGGAGCGUACUCGUGAUUCUAAGCUUGAUACACUAUCUAAUGUGCUUAUCCGCUAACUACGCACAUAUACGAGAUCACGAAAAGUUCCAAGAGUUGCAAGAGCUACAGUAUCUGCAGGACGCGACCGAUCCAGAUUCUCCUCAGCCGGGAAUGGGUACUCUUGGCUCUCAUCGCGGUAAAGACAGGUUCUAGGACACGGCCCGCGAGAUCUUCACUAUGAAUCCCCUGUAAGGAAGCCUAUCGUCCACACCUGUCCACGUGGAUCGUCCUUACACCCGAUUGGAUAUCUCUUCCGGAUAUCACUUCCUCUUCUCUAUGUACCUAAAUUCGGUAUUCUGCUCAUCGCGGUGUGUCUAGCGCCGUUACGGUAGUCUACUGAUUCGAGGAUCUUGCGGGAACCAACUCUAUGCCGUCCAUUUUUAUCUACGACUGUAAUCGUAUGUAAGCAUUUCUACUUCGUUUUAUAUAAAAAAAAGUGUUUAUUGAAGCACAUAAGAAUUUUGUCGUGAGAUUUUCAUCUUCAAUGUGAAUUGCUCGAUCCAAAUCGAGAUCAUUCGCGAAAUUUUUGUCUACAAGACGUAAGUUAUGCAUUUACGACAAUAUCAUUCCAUAAACUCGUACUCAUAAGUAUUUUUAUUUGAAAUGUAGUCAACGUGCAUAUUCAAAAUGCGCGAGAUUCCAACGCACAAAGAUUUUUCUUUACUCGGAAGUAUUGUUUUAUUUCACUUUUCAAUGUACGCACACGCGCAUACUGUAUUGCGCGCCAUAAUUAUAUGCGAGUGUUCACGACUCUUUAGAUUAUUUGCCGAUCUAAUCUUUCGGUAUUAGGGCUCUAAUUCUCGGACUAUGUACCAUGUACAAUAUCUUCAACUGAGAUAGAUUUUUUACAAAAGAGAUUUCUUUUAUAUACGUAUAUAUAUACAUAUAGUUUACAUGCUAGGCUAUCAAGCAUAUAUUUUCGUUACAUUAUGGACGUUUAAAGCACGCUGGGAAAAUAAUUAUAGAAUAGAAAAGAGAUAACUAUUAACUAGGAUAUAUAAAGAAAUCAAACGAACAACGAUCGCAUAUUUAUAUAUCACAAUUGUUAAAAUAUGAUUGUUAAUUGAAUUUUUAGUUGAAUAUUUUCCCGAUAUGCUUACUAAGAAAUAUUCAUGUGCAAUUAUAAGAGAAAAGCUCAUUUUUCACAUUAAGCAGCUUUCCGUGGAAAUUGAAUAUUGCAAACGUAAUAUUGUGCUUAUGAAAGAAUAAUAUCUGUAUAUUCGUAGAUGCUCUAUUACUUGCGUAUAUGUAUAGUAUCGACUUGUUGUGAAAAGAGCAAUAUAUUUUUCCGAAUAGUAAAAUUCUCCUAUCAAGUACUAGAAAAGGGAACGGAAGUUGUACAUUCUUCUAUGCACGUUACUUGUGCCAAAGUAGAAAAAAAAUGAAUUUUUACUCUAAACAAAAAUCUACAAUUUAUAUAAUACAUUGUGGCACAAAAAAAAUAUGCGUACAAUCACGAGCUUUGACUCACCACAUAUUAUCACUUGCUCAAAUGAUUUGACAAUGACCAUUGAUUUUCAUAUGUGCGAUUACCGGGUGAAAAACCUUGCGGGUCCCGCAACUUAAAUUAGAAAUACGAUCUUUUUUACCAAUAGUAAUUCUAGUUUAUUAUACACACCUUAGAUGAGUAAAAUUAUAUACAUAUCAAAUGACAAUUUGAAUUUUAUAUGCAGCUUUAAAAGGUUGUAUACAAUAGAGAAGGAUAAAACGGCACGCAGUGUAUAUUUUCUGUUUUUAAGGAGAGAAAUCUGAUUUAUUGCGCCGUGCCGCGUUCUCGUUCGAAAGUAAUUACGAUGUAUAUUCUAUUACAUUAAUGAAUAAAAAAAUAUUUCCCUCUUA
Molecule: messenger RNA, 2794 nt
Organism: Solenopsis invicta (red fire ant)
Lineage: Eukaryota; Metazoa; Arthropoda; Insecta; Hymenoptera; Formicidae
Gene: M6
Product: neuronal membrane glycoprotein M6-a
Biological process (GO): neuron projection development
Cellular component (GO): plasma membrane
Source: RefSeq, a predicted model, not a curated record